AUGGAAUGGACCAUUCAACACCACAACCCACCACCGUUACUACCACACACACCACCACCACCACCGUCAUCCGCCGCCGUCACCCACCUCCGCCGCCACCCGCCACCGCCGCUGCCACCACCUAGCGCCGCCACCCACCUCCGUCCUCGGCACCGCCAUCGCCGCCACCCACCGUCGCCACUACUACCUCCGAUCAUCGCCACCACCUACCUUCGAUCAUCACCUCCACCAUUGCCACUGCCAACUCCGAUCACCGCCGCCACCGCUAUCAACCGCCACCACCGCUACCACCUACCUCCACCGUCAUCCACCACCACCGUUGUCUCCACCCACCACCACCGCCAACCACCGCCGCCGCUACAACUGACACCUAGCACCACGCCCCAUCAUUGCCCAUCAAUGACCACCGCCAUCUAA
Molecule: messenger RNA, 417 nt
Organism: Helianthus annuus (common sunflower)
Lineage: Eukaryota; Viridiplantae; Streptophyta; Magnoliopsida; Asterales; Asteraceae
Product: velvet complex subunit 2-like
Exons: 2
Coding region: 1-417 (138 amino acids)
Source: RefSeq, a predicted model, not a curated record